Molecule: messenger RNA, 1459 nt
Organism: Lotus japonicus
Lineage: Eukaryota; Viridiplantae; Streptophyta; Magnoliopsida; Fabales; Fabaceae
Exons: 2
Coding region: 484-1287 (267 amino acids)
Source: RefSeq, a predicted model, not a curated record
GGCAAUCCUUGCCCUAGUCAAGACACCAGGUGACUCUGAAAACUCCGCUUGUAGAAGCAUUAGAUGAUUCUCACUUUUUGAGCCGAGUCUCCACUAAAAAAAACUCCAACAUGAACUUCCAUCUUUCUAACUCUCUUCUCAACUUUUUUGGGUCGUCUCUUAGGCCUCACGUUUUUAAAUGGAAGCAUAUGUUAUAUUUGCAUUAGGUCUUUCAUAAUCAAUUCCGAAAGUAAAGUGACAUAAAAUGUAAAUGCAUUAAAUUAUAGGAACAUAGGAGUGAUUGAAACAAAAAUAUAUAAAUAAUAAGAAUUUACAUGGACAUUCUGGUAAAUGUAGGCUAUCCUUGGAUGCUAUAAAUCAAUACGUAAGUUGUUUCGACUUUCAACACAACUCGAGUAAAUUUCAACUAUUUACUCAUUUCUACAACUAGUUUGUCUCUCUCUCUCUCUCUCUAUCCCCUCGUCUCUUUCCUUUUGUUCAACAAUGGCUAAUGAAAUCGUUGAUCCUACAAACUCACCUCCAUCACCACCCAGAACAUCAUCUAAUGCACCAAUAAUCUUUCUCAAUUUUGGUGAUUCUUCUUCAACAAAUGUUCAACUACAAAGUUCUCCCAUGCCUUUAUGGUCUAAUAUGAACCUUACAUACUAUCGUCAAAAUGCUUUAUGGCCAGCUUCAUCUCACAUCUAUGAGCCUUUUCACUUUCCUUUCAGUUUCCAGCCUAGCAUGGACGGCAAUCGAGUUUUCACAGUUCUCGAACCAGUCCCUGAAGCAAAAUCAUUCCUCUUUCCUCAUGGAGUUAGGUUCAAGGAGCCUUGGACCGAGAGAGAGCAUGAGUUAUUUUUGAUGGGGCUAAUCAAGUUUGGAAAAGGGCACUGGAGCGAAAUCGCUAAAUACUUUUUGUUGAACAAGACUCCACAACAAGUUCAAAAUUACGCUGCUAGCUUUUACAGGCACCUACCAGCCACAUACUUGUAUGGAUUUAGGAGAAGGAGGCUCACUAACUACUAUGACUGUAGCCUCAUGGCUGGAAACAUGAACCUCAUGGAAGCCCCAACCCCAUAUUCAUGUCCUGUUGUUCUUAAUGAGGCACCAAAAACCCUCACUCUUUUCUCAGAGAAAACUCCUUUAUUUCCUAUUUCGCCAUUUGAAGAAGGUGGUAGCGGCAACGCAAGUGGUAGCAGCAACAAUACCAUCAACUAUGGGUCCCAGAUGCUUCCAAGUGAUGCAAGCAUUUCCUUGACUACUAGUGAUAAUGAAGGCAUUGAUUUGGAGCUUCGCUUAGGUUGAUUCCAGUGAAAUUUAAAAGUGUAUCAUGCGUGCAUAGACAGCAAAAACUUAGCUGGAUAGUGUGGCAGCAUCACCUGAAUAUCUGGCUUUUUCCUGUGUAGCUUUUAUUAUUUUGUUUGUUGUUAUGUUAGAAUUUGUUUAUGUUAUCAAGGUUAUGUGUAUGUGUUUUCUC